Molecule: messenger RNA, 297 nt
Organism: Oikopleura dioica
Lineage: Eukaryota; Metazoa; Chordata; Appendicularia; Copelata; Oikopleuridae
Source: the annotation of a GenBank genome assembly
AUGCAAAAUGCGAUUACAAGAGGAUACAUUCGCUCCGCUCUGCCAGAACUAUUCAAUCUUAUAAUAGAAUUUCUUACGAUAAAGGGCAUUAUCAACUUUGGCAUCUUUGAGGACAUACCCAGGCCGUUGGUUCUCAAAAACAUUCCGCUGGAGAAACGAGAAACGAUUGUUAUUCAAGAGGCGAGGAAGAGGAUAGGAGGACGAGUUCAUGUUUGGGCACCUAAGGUAGCAGCAGGAGCAAUGGUCAUCAACGGCCGCCAAAACAACCCUAUCAUCACCAUCAGUCGUCAAAUCUAA